AUGGUAGAGAAAGAUGAAGACGCAGACCCAUGGUUAGGCGCAGACAAAUUCCACCACAUCCUCAUGUGUUUCUCCAUCACUCUCCUCUUCUACUUUCUCGCUUCCCUAACCUCACACCCUCUCCUCCGCCGCCACGCCAUUUCCAUCGCAUCCCUCGUUUCUCUCCUCGCCGGCGCCGCCAAAGAAGCCGCCGAUCACCUCCGCUUUUUCCGCUCUUCCGGCGCCUCCUUCAAAGACGCCAUCGCCGAUGUCAUCGGUGUCUUCAUUGCUUCAUUAGCUCUUUCUCUCUUCCGAUCCAAAACCUCUCCCUCUCGCCCUCUUCCCCAAGGGAUUUCCCUUCUUUGA
Molecule: messenger RNA, 345 nt
Organism: Vicia faba (fava bean)
Lineage: Eukaryota; Viridiplantae; Streptophyta; Magnoliopsida; Fabales; Fabaceae
Source: the annotation of a GenBank genome assembly